Messenger RNA from Hyla sarda, 567 nucleotides. It is a transcript of the gene C12H20orf202, whose product is annotated as chromosome 12 C20orf202 homolog. The record is from RefSeq and is a predicted model, not a curated record. The coding region runs from base 232 to 510 and encodes 92 amino acids. Lineage: Eukaryota; Metazoa; Chordata; Amphibia; Anura; Hylidae. The transcript is spliced from 2 exons.
GUGUCACAAUGUCCUUAACAGGCACCGCCAUCUUAAAGCCCCUACUGCAGGUUGGGCAUUGAAUGGGUUGGCAGUAAUACCAAGCUGAGGACAAUUAAAGAGUCUCUUUUAUUAAGUAAAUGUAUGUGCACCCUCACCAGAUGCCGUCAUGCCCCUCCAUAGAGACCACAGGCUGUGACAUUCAGGAGGCUCCCUGCCCCCAGGAGCUGGCACAGUAGGACACAUUGCACUAUGGAGGUGCCCCGGGGACCCACCCUGUCCUGGCUGAGGAGUGAGCUGUCAGAGAUGCGUAUUCAGGACCAGAGACUGCUGGCACAGCUGAGGGACCUACAUGCAGGGAUCCAGGAGUACAGACUCGAAUCUACAUUCUGGUUAAAUGUGCGCCCUAUUCAGGAGUCACAUGGGUUCAGAGGCCGCUCCACAUCGGAGGAUAUAAGCCUAACUGCUUAUAAGGAAAAUGGAUCUUCAUCGACUUUACAGAUGGUUCUCAGAAGAAAUUCUGUCCCAUAAUGCUCAUUCUUAAAGGGGUACUCCGGUGAAAAGCUUUUUUCUUUUAAAUCAACUAGU